GCCCGUGGCUCCGUUACUCCACUCAUUCCUCUAGACGAGAAUAGCGAGAUCGCGACCAUGACAGCAGCCACGCAGCAGAUGUCGAGUCUGCCCAGCGGACUCCGGAUCUGUACCACCGUGCCGGACAUCCUCUACCUGCCCGAGCUGGUGUUUGGAGGGCUGGUAUGGAUCCUGGUGGCAUCCACACAUGUGUCAAUGGCUUCAUUUUUGGAAUUGACCCUAAUUAUGACAGUGCCAAACCCUCAAGGAUGGGUGAUGUUUGUAUCAGUCUUCUGCUUUGUGAUGACUUUCCUCUGGCUCAUCAUCUUUGCCUGCGGAGGACACAAAAACAGUAGCGGCUGGGCUACAGCGGACUUCUUGUAUCACCUGAUUGCUGCUGUAUUCUAUCUGAGCGCCUCAGUGAUCCUGGCCAAUGAGACUAUCGCCAUGAAAGUGUGGACCUCAUCAACAGUGAUCGGAUAUCCCUUUAAGUACUAUCAAAUCGACAUUGCAGCUGUGGUGUUCUCGUUUAUUGCCACAUUGCUGUACUUCAUCCAUUGCAUCUUUUCUGCUAUGCGAUGGAAAUCCUUUUAAUCAAAGAAUCUGAGCAAAAGAAAAUCAAUUGGACAUAAAUGGUUUAAAAAAUUGAAAAUAAACACUGAAAAAACACUGGGGCUGAAAAACAAAUCACAGGGGUCAGUCCUGUGCAUGCCUUCUACUCAAACAACACAAAUCAUGAUGGAAUAAACCCACUUAUACUUUUAAUAAUAUAUUAUUCUAACCUCAUUACUUUUCUAAUGAUGAUACUUUUAAAUGCUAUCUGUACUAGUACAAUGAUACCCAGUGUAGAUGUGGAUGGAAGAAAUAUUGUGGGUUUUGUAUACUUGUACUUUUGUAACAGAUAAAUAAUUUUUUGUAUAUUUAGGUACUCCAAACUAUGAACAACAUAAUAUUUUAAUAAAAGAAUAUGAACUGGA
Molecule: messenger RNA, 956 nt
Organism: Cyprinus carpio (common carp)
Lineage: Eukaryota; Metazoa; Chordata; Actinopteri; Cypriniformes; Cyprinidae
Product: myelin and lymphocyte protein-like
Biological process (GO): myelination
Cellular component (GO): membrane
Molecular function (GO): structural constituent of myelin sheath
Source: RefSeq, a predicted model, not a curated record